AUGCUCAGACAACUAUCUAGCCCACCAGUUCCGGUCCAUGACACUCUGCCCCUAGACAGUAGAUGCCACAUUGAGGACCACCCCAGUCCGAAAGCCAUCCAGCCCAUCCAGCGAUUCUCUCCCAAAACAGUUUUUUUUUUGCGUUAUUUUCUUGUUGAUGUGAGUACCAAAAGAGGCCGCUCGCUCUCCCAACAACCCAAGCCAAGCCAGCUCAUCCAAGAGACCUGCGCCACCUCGCAAGGCAGACGAGACACUCAAAGAGCCGAGUCAGGUUGGGCCCAAGAGAGCCGGAAAAAGCGUAAUGAUACUCGGGUAUUUCUGCGGUUGUUCGUCGAGCCUGCCUUCUCGCAAGAAGCAGGGCAUAGGCGUAGAAUGCGUAACGGAUGA
This is a messenger RNA of Colletotrichum costaricense, 387 nucleotides long. RefSeq lists its product as uncharacterized. The record is from RefSeq and is a predicted model, not a curated record. NCBI's taxonomy places the organism in Eukaryota, Fungi, Ascomycota, Sordariomycetes, Glomerellales, Glomerellaceae. The transcript has a single exon. The coding region runs from base 1 to 387 and encodes 128 amino acids.